AUGUCGAAAGCUCCAUUUCGAGUCCAGUUAUGGGGAGUUCAAGAUGACUUCUGCACCAAGCUCUUUGGACAGAAGCUCAUUGCUGCAAUGAUUGGACAAGUUAUGGAAUCAGGAAUCUUUGCUUGUAAGGAUUCCGGUGAGCGGUUUAUCAAAGUCAAUACUACUAUCGACUUCUCCAAGCCUCUCCGACUGCAGUUGAUGGCGAUCAGUGAGGAUAUCGAUGGCUUCUGGGUGAGCCUCAAAUAUGAUUUUUUGCCGAGCUUUUGUUUCCAUUGUGGCCGAGUCGGCCAUGCGCGCCGGGACUGCGGCUUUGAUCCACCAAGUAGGAAGGAGCGGUUCGGCCCGCAUAUGAUUACGAAGAAAGUGGGGAGAAAAUUUUAUGAGGAAGAUGGCAAUGAUCUCCCUCUCGGGGGGUCCGGGCGCUCGGUGUGGAUAAACCGCCAAAAUCGUACUAUCCCGAUGGCGGAAAGAGGUGAUUCUAGCUCGGGAACGAGGAAGUAUAAUCCGACUUCGAUGCAGGCUGCCCCCUCCCAUGCUACAAUUGGCGCGGCCUCCUUCGACAAACCAAACUCGUUCCAGGGAAAAGGGCCGGGUCGGUCUCCGAAUCGUCGAGGUAGUCCGGGUCCGACUCGACGAGGCAGUCCAGCUGGGAUUGUCCUUAACCGCCACCCCAAGCUCAGGCUAGGGAACAACAGGCAGAAGCAGGUGGGAACCAACAAGAAGGAGGUGAGGAUGGCGGACGCUGACCCCCCGACUGUCAAGGUUUAUCCGCAACACAGUUCUCCGGUCCGGGCGGACUCGGUUUCGAACCUGGGGGGGGGGGGGGAGCAGCCCACAAGGAUCCAUGCUGAUACGCGGCGCCGUCGACUAAUCCUCGAAGAGGACUCUGAUGAUGAUAUGGUGGAUGUGACGCAAAUGCCGACUGGUAAUGGGUUGGGAGUUAAGCCAGAGGGAGCCCCGAAGCACCCGACCAAUUUUAUUAUCCCACCGGAAGCAGGGGUUAUAAUGCCGGGGAAAGGGAAGUCUCGCCGGUCCAAGGAUCACCCGCGGCUCACAGCGGGAGGGAGAGCUGAGAUGCGAACUGUUGGGGAGAUGGGCGAGGCUCCCCAGAUACCUGAUGAAGCUGCGGGGCCGUCGGCGGGUCAGGCUGCUGUUAGUGGAGCUCCUGUGAUGGGGGAUGAUACUCUUAAGAAGAGAAAGCCUCGCCGAGCGAAGACCCAAUUGAUAAGGAAGGAGGGUGAGGAAGCGUUUCCUCGUGAAGAGUCGGCGGUUGAGAUGCGAUCGGCGAGCUCCAAGCCAGUGGCUUCGCGCGGCAGGCGGAUUUUGUUGAAGUCACAGCCGCCGAGAGAAAUGGAUGAGGGGAUUCGGGAUGGUUGUGAUAAGGUGAUGGGUGAUUAUAGACAGUCCGACCCCGAUAGCCUGAAGGGCGCCAUAGAGGCUCCCCAUUCGGCGGAUAGUGAAUCGGAGGAGUCUGGGUUGGGUGAGGAGUCCCAGGAAUUUAUGAUCAAAAAGAGGAGCCCUCUGGCUGAUCCGCUACAGCAUGGCAACCCCUCUAAAGGUCGGGUUAGCCAAGUGGUGGCAGUUUUGAAGUGGGUUUGA
Molecule: messenger RNA, 1599 nt
Organism: Linum trigynum
Lineage: Eukaryota; Viridiplantae; Streptophyta; Magnoliopsida; Malpighiales; Linaceae
Source: the annotation of a GenBank genome assembly